This is a messenger RNA of Helicoverpa armigera (cotton bollworm), 1430 nucleotides long. Its product is annotated as box C/D snoRNA protein 1. Gene Ontology annotation, cellular component: pre-snoRNP complex; nucleus. The record is from RefSeq and is a predicted model, not a curated record. NCBI's taxonomy places the organism in Eukaryota, Metazoa, Arthropoda, Insecta, Lepidoptera, Noctuidae. The transcript is spliced from 5 exons. Gene Ontology annotation, biological process: box C/D snoRNP assembly; maturation of LSU-rRNA from tricistronic rRNA transcript (SSU-rRNA, 5.8S rRNA, LSU-rRNA); snoRNA localization. The coding region runs from base 118 to 1218 and encodes 366 amino acids.
UUGAUUUUGACAGUUUACGCUUUUCAAGUUUCCAGCAUGGUUGUCUGAAUGUUUUGAAUUGUUUGAAUAAACAAAAAAGUGUUGUUUUAUAGCUUAUUUUAAUCACAAGAACUAAUAAUGUCUUCAUCAUCAGACUCUGACUCUGAACAUGAGAACGAAGUUAACAGACUUGGAGACUGCGAGGUCUGUGCAAGGAACAAAGCGAAAUACACAUGCCCGAAGUGUGAAGUGAAAACAUGUUGCCUAGAUUGCGUGAGGAUACACAAGAAGGAACUGGAGUGCGACGGAAUCAGGGACCGCACGAAGUUCAUCAGAAUGAAGGAUUUUACCGACACGGACUUACUGAGCGACUACAGGCUGCUUGAGGAGUGCGCGCGAUUCGUCUAUGGCGUCAAAAUUGAUGAGAAAAAGAAAUACACUAGAAUUGAUAAGGACUUGCCAAUUUAUCUAUACAAACUCAAGAUGGCAGCCAGGAAGCGAGGCACAGUGCUACAGUUUUUGUCUCAUAACUUUUCAAGGCAUAAAGCUAACACUACCAGAUACAAUAACAAAAUGAACAUUAUCAACUGGCGAGUGGAGUGGGUGUUCCCCAACGUGGAGUCUGAGCCCCUGAAGUUUGUGGAUGAAAGGUGUGCAGAACAGAAACGCCUCUCGGAACUGUUGGACAAGUAUUUGAAUCCUGAUGCCUUGCCAUUUGAAGGCUCCAAAGCAUUGACUUUCUAUAAGGCAGCUGGAUUUAGUGGGGUCAAAAUAUUAUUGAGAGCUGAGAAAGUGAAAGGCUCAGCAAGGAAGUUCUUUGAGCUAGAUCCAACAGAAUCUUUGGCUGAAAACUUGUCUGGCAAGUGUAUUGUGGAGUUUCCAAUCAUUUUUGUUGUGCUCAAGGAUCAUGCUUACAACUUUGAAAUUAUUACUCCAGAAGAUGAAUUUGAAGAGGAAACUCCGGUUUCUAGUCAAGAUAAGGCAACCAACAGUACAAAAGAUUUACCAGUCACAAAUGGUGCACCAACUGCUGCUGUCACUUCCACUGCUAAUGGUAACACAGACCAUUCUAGAAAGAGACCUAGGCAGCUGCUGACAGAGAAAGUUGCUCUAGAGAAGAAGAUGGAAAUUGAGAAAGAGAUAAAAGCAGCUAAAAAGAAGAAGCCAAAGAAUCUCCUGUUCACCACCGGGUACUCUUCAGAGGAGAGUAUAGAUGGCGAAAGUGAUGAUGAGACGUGACUGGCACCAUGACUAGCUGACAUGGGCAGUUUUUGUUGGCAGACUUUGCUAAGCCUUCUCAUGAGUGUGUAUAUUCUGCUUCUAGUUUGGUAUAACCAGGUAAGAUGCUGAAUACAGUGCUCCUAUUUUCUACAAUGUAUGAAAAUGGCAUUAUGUAAUAUUACAAGGAUUCUGUAAAUAUGUUUAAAAAUAUAAGAAAGUUAUUAUAAAUA